Molecule: messenger RNA, 1884 nt
Organism: Papaver somniferum (opium poppy)
Lineage: Eukaryota; Viridiplantae; Streptophyta; Magnoliopsida; Ranunculales; Papaveraceae
Exons: 4
Coding region: 1-1884 (627 amino acids)
Source: RefSeq, a predicted model, not a curated record
AUGGCCCUAUCCAGUUGUUAUGUUGUUGUUUAUUACAAAGGGGAUGGUAUUCCGUUGAAAGUUUCUUUAGAUACUAUGAUUCGUGACUUAAAAAUAUUUGUUUGUGAUUAUUGGAGAAACUUGACUCCUCGGAGCAUAAGAUUUAUUAGUCGUUGUGAUAAAGCUCUCAUUAAUUGUGAUUAUUCUCUUCAAGGUCUAAUUGUUGUUACUUGUUCAAGGGAAUUGUCAAGUUUUGAUCUGUUUGUUGAGGAGGCUUGUCAUGGUGUUGCUUCUAGCUCUUCGUCUGGUAUUUCCACGCAGUCGCUCAGUGACGAUGAAUCAUGCACUGGGUUCACUGAGACUUCAAAUAUUAAAUACCUGACGGAAGGUCAUGAGCAAUUGAAACCUCUUUUAUCCGAAGGUUGGGAAGAUAUUUUUAAAGGUGUUGGUCAAGUUUUUCAUGGUGGUGUUGAUGAGGUUCGCUUAGCUGUCAGCAAAUACUGCAGCAAGUCUGUCUAUACAGUUGCAAAGGUUAAGAAUGACAGACUCAGGUUCACAGGCAAGUGUGGUAGGAAUGCAGAAUGUCCUUGGUAUCUGCACUGUAUUCCAAUCGAUACCGCUAAAAGUGUCUUUUCUAUCAAGGAAUUCAAUGGGGAGCAUAAAUGUGGUGGUGCUUAUAAGCUGAAGGACCCACCUGUGAAGAAGAAAUUGAUUAAGCAUCUAUUCAAGGAUCAAAUACAGUCAAAUCCUUCGAUAAAGCCUAAUGAUAUGGUUGCUCAGGUGAAGAGUUGUUAUGGAAUUGACAUAAAAUACCAUCAUGCUUAUAAAGGGAAGGAAGCAUCUAAUGCAGAGAUAUAUGGCGAUGAUGUAAAAAGUUAUACAGAUCUUAUUUGGUAUGUUGAAGCAAUAAAGGCUACCAAUCCUGGCAGUUAUAUUAAGUUUGAGUAUGAUACAAAGACUAAACGUUUUCAGAGGCUUUUCAUAUGUUUUGUUGCCUGUAUGGAAGGAUACUGGUUCAUUCGCCCUAUGCUUUACUGUGAUGCUACAUUUCUCAAUGGGAGAUUCAAGGGAAUAGUGAUGGCUGCCACUGGUGUGAAUGGAAACCAAGUUCCUAGAGAAGACAUUGAAGGGUGGGAGUGGUUUAUGGAGAACUUGCAGCAUUGUGUCGACUCUCGUCCUAUCACCUUUAUCACUGAUCGUCAUGAAGGGCUGAAGCAAUGUAUUCCCAAGUAUUUUCCCAACUCUUAUCAUAGUUACUGUUUCCAUCAUUUGAAGAAUAACCUCCCCAUCAAGAAAUCACAUGAGAAGUAUAAAAAAUUUCAAGAUUUGUUCCAUAAAGCUGCAUACUGCUAUAAUGUUGCUAAAUAUGAGUCUGCUUUAAAUGAGAUGUGUAUCAUAGGAUGUGAGUCUUUCAAUAACUGGAUUCUUCCUGAAAGGGAUCUGCCUCCAGCUGCUCUUGUUGAUGAGAUUAGGAUAAAUAUUAUGAGGAUGAGUGCAGAAAGGCGUGAGCUCGGUAGAAAUUAUAGUGAUAGUUUGACUCCCAUCUCGUCCAUGGAGUGUUACGGAAUAUGGAAAGUGUUUGGUUUCCCCUGUGCUCACGCCACUGCUGCUAUUACUAUGAGUGGUAUUGAGAUGUUGAGGUUUGUUCAGCCUUACUUUGGUUCGAAUCGUAUUCGCCAUACGUAUGCUCCUGCAAUUCGACCCAUUCCCAAUUACGACAGGCCAGAAGCGUAUGAACCUGAAGAGAGAGUCCUACCUGGUAUUUCAAGGCCACCUCCAGGAAGACCACCAAAGAAGCGCAUCUGUGGUGUUUAUGAGAAGGAGAGGAGGCCUAUGAAGUGCUCAAAUUGCAAGAAGAUUGGGAACCACAACAAAGCUACCUGUCGUGUAUUAAUGAUGGAGUAG